Rana temporaria (common frog) is the source of this 3978-nucleotide messenger RNA. RefSeq names its product E3 ubiquitin-protein ligase Jade-2-like. The record is from RefSeq and is a predicted model, not a curated record. Bases 287 to 1066 code for a protein of 259 amino acids. Lineage: Eukaryota; Metazoa; Chordata; Amphibia; Anura; Ranidae. The transcript is spliced from 2 exons.
AGCAACACAGUGCCGUAUCGUAAAAAAAUGAUGCAUGUAAUUUUCUUUUUCUAAACUAACUGUCUCUAUUUUAACAGAAAAAGCAAAGAAAAAAAUAAAAGGGAACAAAGCUGAUCCCAAACGAAAAAGCAGAGAUGGUCUCAGAGGAAGUCCGGAGAAAAAGGAAAGAACAAGAAGAGGAAGCGGUUCUGUUUUAGGACAACUGGGUUUGUCAUCAACACUCCCUAUAGAUGGCACAUUUUUUAACAGCUGGCUAGCUCAGUCAGUUCAGAUCACCACUGAGAACAUGACAAUGAGUGAGUGGGCCUUAAACAAUGGUCACAAAGAGAAUGACACUUCUGGUCUUCUGUCAGAAGAACUGUUACAGGAUGAAGAGACACUGUUAAGCAUCAUGAUGGAUAACUCACUCAAAUCUCCUUUCAAACAGAUGGAGACUGUAAAGAAGGUUAAAAGCAAAACAAGAAUGAAUGGUAGGAAAAAACUACCAAGAAACAGUCCUGAAACUGUUCAUAGGAAUCCGCAGGAUGACUCGGCCCAAUGGAAUAAUGCAAACUAUUUAUCAGAUGAGACUGAAAUACCUCCUGGCUACAACUCCAAAUCAAACAAAACUGGCAAAGGAGCUGCCAAGGUACAAGUGGACCACAAAGGCCCUGUUGAGAAAAAGACAUUGAGAAUGUGCUCUGUGUUGAAGUCUGAUGGUAAAUUCUCAGAUCAGAGUCAAGUAAAUAACAGUGAAAUGACAGUGAGAUGCACACAACCCAAGUCUGAUUCUCUUGGCAAAGUGCCUGAGUCAUUGGGUUCUGCAAAAACCGUCACAAGGUUUAAGUUACCAAAGGGAGGAAAAACAAAUCUGGAGACAAAGUGUGUAGAUCCAGAAAGGGCAAAUGGACUUAGAGUCAAGGGAAUGCCCAAAGAAAACCCCCAUUUAGACAAUGAAACUGAUGGCUACUAUUCAGAUGCUGAAAUGACCAACUCAGAUGAGGAGUCAAGUAAAGCAAGGAUGCAACUUAGCCAGUUUGACCCAUCAAAUGAUGAUAUUGUUCGAAUGAGUAUUUUGGCAUCUUAAUUUUCUAGCUGAAAAUAUACUGGACAGCUCAAUGAUGCCUAAAUCAAGAGAUGACUGCCAUUUUCAACACACCUACUUUUUCCAGAAGAGUCAUGUAUUUGUAAUAUGUCUUGCAUAUAGUCACGUAUAUGUAACACAUAAGCAGGUUCAGUACAGUUGUCUUUCUCUGCUAUUUACACAUUAUGCCUCACAAACACAGGUUGUUCUAUUGUAAAUGUUUCAUGGUAGAUCACAAUGCAUAUGCCCUUUAAUGCAAGCACAUAAAUCAAGGACUUGUGCUUGAUACCCCAAAGAAAACUGUUAAAGGAUGAUGAGAUAACAUUAAAUGGGCAUUAUUUUAUGUAAGGGCAGUGAUGAAAAUACACAUUGAAAUGUCCUCCCUUCAUCAAAAAAGGAAAAAUACAUAGUAAAAUAAGCAAAAGGGGAAAGAAAAGCACAAAAUAAUUGCUUAUUUGAAGAAAGCACUUAUAAGUAGGGAAAGGCAACUCCAGCUGUUUAAAAGUUUAAUCUUUGUUCUUCUCAAACUCAUUCUCUUCCGUUGGGACUUUUUUGUUGGCCAAAAGCAGACAUGUACAUAGCAGAAGCGUGUGGCACUAUGAGCCAAGCAAGGCUCUUCUUAUCAAUACAUCUGCUACGUCUGUAAAUGGAAUGUGCAAACAUCUAUUGGAAAACAUAUAUGGCUAAGCCCAUUAAAAGCUAGUUGGAUUUACUUGCUCAGGUGGAUAAACCAGGCUUCGCCCCUGUGGUUGAGCCAAGAGGGUACAACUUAGGUAAUUGUUUUUGUAACAAGACAUUUUAAACCACCUAUUCAUCAAUAUAAGGGAUAUCCAGUUCCAUCUGCACUCGUGAUUGAGUUACAAUUAAGUUCUAAUGCGUGUUCCAUUCCUUUGUAACAGUGCUAUGAAGAUACUUACAACUGUAAAUGUCAUAUUGUGAGAAUGGGCUGCCUCUAACACUUCCGUUGUUGGUGAUCUAUAUUGUUCAAGUACCAACACGCCUAAAAAUAUGGCCAGCUUGGCAUCAUAAAAGAUGUAUCUCAACUAAAGUGACAACAUUUCAGAUUUCCUGACAUAACAUGUUUGGUUCCACUAAAAAAAGCUUGCAUCCUGUUUUGUCAACGGAGAUGAUAGCAAAAAAUAUUGGUAUUAUCUAUUUAGCGCAGGGGUUCCAAAUGGAAAAUAUGUAUAUAAAUGCACUUUUGUGGAUUAUCCACAGUCUUUUGUUUAAUAAGGAUCAUUACGAUAACCACACAUAGAUAGCAUGGCAUCUAAUGUCAACAGAACAGUAAAAAUAGACAGUUAAACAUUGUGUUGCCAAUCACUGCUUACAUUUACCUGCUUAUGACAAUGCACUGGUACUCUAAGGGAAUUAUGCAAAGAUUUGGUAACUAAUCCAUGUGCUGACUUCGGUGGGACAGAAUAGGUUCCUCCAAAAUUUCCAAUGACACAUUUUUGUCAGAAACUCUCCUAAUAAGGGUGUAUACUGACUUUGAAUUGCACUGUACAUAACCUGUGGCAUCUUGAUUUUUUCCACAAUAAUUACUGUCAACAGCGCUUCCUAGUUACUUCAAGGAACAUAGGAGUUCCUAUUUCGGGUAAAGCUAAGCCCUUCUAUCAGUCUAGGAUACUGGCCAUACACAUAGUGAUUAAGCUACUGAGCCAGACCUGAAACACAGACACAGACACUUUGAUCUUCAAAGCUUUUGGCCAUAUGUAUAUGGCCCAAUCUGUUAGUUCCAGCAGUUACUGUGCUAUGCGUAUCAUAUAUAUUCUAUUGAUGAGGUGGGGGAGUUGUGGUCUCCCCUUAACAGUGGCCAGUUUUUCAUGAAAUUAGGUUAAAAACUAAGUUGUUUGGCCUAAGUUUAGGGGUAACUAAACUUUUAUGUUCAACACUGUUCACAUUACUCAAUAAACACUAUCAGUGUGCUGUAUUUAUUUAGGAGAUAAUGGACCCCUUUUUGCUAACAUACAACAACAUCUUUGUACCAAACAAUGAAGUUGAAAACGAAUACAGCGCUUCCAAUUUUGAGAACCCUUUCUAAUGAUGUCCAUUCAGGGUCGUGUCAUUACAGGUUAAGUGUCCUAACUCAUUUCACAGGGCUAGUACCAACUACCAGCUUCAACCAUUGUUUCUUGUUGUACCUAUGUUGGCUUCAAAUUGUAUAGACGUACAUGUCUCAGGUUUUUACCUCGUUUGCACUUCAAUUUUUUGAGAGAUCUGUAAAUUUCAAGUCAAGGUUUUUGUGUAGCCAGUUUGUGUUCUGAAAAUUUGAUGAAAAUGUAAAAAUGAUCACUCAUUUAUAGCAUAAUAAUAAUAUUGUUUAAUUUAGCAUGUGUGACAUGGUUUAAAAUCCUUCCAUAUGAGGAUGGAGUCAUUUUGCCUUCGCUAACAUGUAUAGGUAAACUCAGUUGUCAGAAGGCUCAUGAUGCUUUGGUGCACCAAUAAUGGCGGAAAAAACUAUUUUCUUUGUUUUACAGGGACAUACCAGAAACUAAGCACUGUUGACAUUUGAGACAAUUAGCACAUUAGCCAACACGCAGUGAUAUAAGUCCCUUUAAGCCUUAAAAAAAUGCUUUGUGCUUCUGUCAGUGAAAUUGUGUAUGGGUCAGAACAUCUAAUUUUAUCUUACAGCAUUCUUUAAAUAUGUAUUUGAUAUUUUGCAGUUUGUGUGACCCCAGGGUGAGCUCAGGGAAAACCACAUGUCAUAUAAUUGAAUAAAAAAGCAAAAACACAAACACAGGGCAUUUCUGCGGCCUACAAACCUGUAGCUUUUCCAGCAAAGGAAAAUAUACUCCAAGAAUACUGUAAGUCAGACAAAAAUCAUUCAGCAGAUGCCAAAGAAUGUUUGUAUAUGAGUAAAAGUUACAGUUCAGAUACGUACCUUAAGCAAACUAUUGGGGGUAAAAAAAAAA